Messenger RNA from Cherax quadricarinatus, 1574 nucleotides. The record is from RefSeq and is a predicted model, not a curated record. NCBI's taxonomy places the organism in Eukaryota, Metazoa, Arthropoda, Malacostraca, Decapoda, Parastacidae.
AACGUAGAUUCGUGCUGUUUAGUUGAUUACUCAGGCGAGACUUGGAACAGUGAAGUGCCUCGGGUCAUAUGGUGUGAGUGGUAAGCGAUAGACAUCAAGUCCAGUGUGGAGUGUGGAAGCCAGCAGCAGGGACCUCGCACCUACAGACACACCAGAGCUUACUGGAUAGGAUGAGGGUUGCUAUCAUUGGCCAGUCGAUGUUCGCAGGGGAGGUGUACAAGCAGCUGAUGAAGGAUGGACACAAAGUUGUGGGUGUGUUCACUGUCCCUGACCAGGGCACCCGAGAAGAUCCCCUUGCAUCAAUGGCAGCUGCUGAUGAUGUUAAAGUUUUCAAAUUCAAGUCUUGGAGAAAGAAAGGUGUAAUUCUUCCAGAAGUAUUAGAACAGUACUUGUCAGUAGACCCUGAACUCAACGUGAUGCCUUUCUGCAGUCAGUUUAUUCCUAUGGAGGUAAUCAACCAUCCCAAGAACAAAUCUAUUUGCUACCACCCAUCCAUCCUGCCUCGCCAUCGUGGUGCAUCUUCUAUAAACUGGACCCUGAUGUGUGGAGAUAAAAAAGGAGGAUUUUCUAUAUUUUGGGCUGAUGAUGGUCUGGAUACUGGACCUAUUCUUCUACAGAGGGAGGUGGACAUUGAUCCUAAUGACACAGUAGACACACUUUACAACAGAUUCAUGUACCCAGAGGGCAUUAAAGCAAUGGCAGAAGCAGUUUGCAUGGUAGUAAAUGGUAAUGCUCCAGUGAUCCCUCAACCAACAGAAGGAGCUACAUAUGAUCCUAUGCUCAACAAACAUGAACUGUGCAAAAUCAAUUGGGACCAGCCUGCUGAAAAUAUUCAUAACUUCAUCCGAGGUUUAGAUUCUUCUCCUGGAGCAUGGAUGAUCAUGGAUGGGAAGGAGGUAAAAGUGUUUGGCUCAAAGAUGUUCACCGACUCUCUGGUGGAGGGGCAGGAAGUUGAAAUUGAAGGACUUGCCACACCAGGCAUCAUUCACAAGGAUGGACUUCUUUUGACUGGGUCAGAUGGAAAAAAGUUAAAUGUUGCUCGCUUAAGUGUUGAUGGUAAGAUGAUGAGCGCUUCUAAGUAUGGUGCAGCAGCAGAAGCUACUGAGACAGUAGAACUGACAGCAGAAGAACAGGAAAUAGCUAACAAGUUAAGAGAUACAUGGAAGGCUAUUUUAAAUAUUGAAAUUGCUGAUGACACGGAUUUCUUCAAAGCUGGAGCUGGCUCAAUGGAUGUUGUAAGAUUAGUUGAGGAAACCAAGGAAAAAGCUGGAGUUUCUUUGGAAAAUGAAGAUGUUUAUAUGGCUACAACAUUCCAGGAAUUUAUACAGGUUAUGGUUAUGAGAAUGAGAGGAGGGGAUGCUAAACCAGUCUUUGAGUAUGAUGCCAUCAAGAUGCACGUCAACAACAUGGAUAUUGAAUUCCCUCACCAACUCUUUAUUGAUGGACAGUUUGUUGAUGCAACAAGUGGCAAAUACCUGAAGAGCAUUAAUCCUGCUACUGAGGAGCUCAUAUGUGAUGUAUGUGUGUGUGUGUGUACUUGUGAUUCUGUGCAUUUAUGAUUGUAUGUAUUUGUG